Molecule: messenger RNA, 2340 nt
Organism: Ectocarpus sp. CCAP 1310/34
Lineage: Eukaryota; Phaeophyceae; Ectocarpales; Ectocarpaceae
Source: the annotation of a GenBank genome assembly
AUGCUUUCUGAGACCUCCCUUUCUGUGUGUGUCGCCGCCGCCUCCGCCGCCGCCGUCGCCGGCGCGAACGGUCUGGAAGCCACGUGUUGGACGCGGGGUCAGGAGCAGCGGCGCGAGCUGAAGAACUACACAGCGCACUUCAACAGCGCGACAAACGAACAUGGGCAGCCGAAAUCUGGAGAACAGAACGGCGACGUGAUGCUGGAGGUCAUAGGAAAGGUGUGGGAGGACCAGGUCGAAGAUGCUGCCAACAAGAAGAUCAAGGAGGCUGAAAGAAAACGGAGGCAGGCGCUGCAAAAGAAGAGCAAGACGAAAAACCCGAGAAUAGCCGAGCAGAUCGAGAUACCGACUAUCCCGAACCGUGAUGAGCUCCUCGACAAGGACAUGCCCGACAACUUUCUCCCUCCGUACUGGUUUACGUGGCUGUUGUACGGACCGCUGGCCGCAAACCCGGAGGAGGACAUAUCGUUCACGGCCUCCAACGGCCCUGACGUUCAAGGGGUGGGCAGCGGAGGCCUCAGCGACGACUCCUACGAGGAGCUCAACAACUACGGCGACGACGACAACGACGACGAUUUCGACCUACGACUGCGGCGGCGGCAGCGGCGGCGGCAACGGCAACGGCAGCGGCGGCGCGGCAACACCGGCGAGGGCACGCGGCGGAAGGUUGCAGCGACCAAGGUGGGAAUCAAGAAGGGAAAGAAAAGGGCCAGCAGUAGUGGCGGUGCGUCUGGGGGGAAGCAGUCGGCAAUGAGGAGCAAGCACGCCAUGAAGUGUUUGUCAAAACCUACAGAGAUCCUCGGUAGGAGGGCUACGAAGGAGAGGGAUCGCGAGGAGAAGAAGAAAGCUCGGGGCGAUGCAGCAGGGAUGCAGGAACAGCUCAAGAUUUGCCGAGAGAGCCAGGUCACUCUGGCUAAGGUGACGCAGCAGGUCGCAGUGAUUUCGAGUGCUUUGGAGCUUCAGGCGAAGACAGAGCAGAGGAGGGAAAGGAUUGAGGAGUUGGAAAAGGUGGAGAAACUGUAUCGGGCUCGCGGCAUGGAAAAGAGGGCGGACGAGGCUGCUGCGCAAAUGCUGGCUAUUUUAGAGUCGCCGAUAGCACCGGUUUUUGGUGGUAGCGGUACCGUUGCUGCGGGAGUCACCACCUCUGGGGGCGUGGGCAUGAUGGAAGGCGUAGAGGGCGGCGCCGGCGGCGGUGCACAGGGCGACACCGUUGACGUGGAUUUAACCGGAUGCACGAACGGCAACCGGAGUGACAACGCGGUCUCCGACGAGGCUGCCUCCGUCCGGGCAGGCGCAGGUGAAGCCGCCCGCAACCAUGCCAGGGCUACAGGAGGUCCGGGAUCGGAGGCUACGUCGGGUGCUGCUGCACAGUACUACGCCUCACUCGGGGCUGCGCCUAGCGGACUCGCCGCCGACGUUAUGGAGGUGGACAUUUCGGAUAGUGACGCGGAUGCGGGGGGCAACGUGCUUGGAAUGGACGUCGACGGCGGUGGAGGUGUUCGCGGAGACGCUUCAGGCGGCAGUGCCGGCAGGGGCUUUGGGGGCGGCGGCGAGGGAGUGGGCGGUGGAGGCAGGCCGGAAAGACCGCAAUGCGACGAACACCAACUUCCGUGCAAACUCUUGAUACUUCGAGGCAAAACAUAUUGGGAGUGCGGCAUGGACGACAUCGACAAAAUGUGCGACCACUUCGAGGCUGCGGACGGCGUGACGGUGGAUGGCGGUUCCGGGGGGGCCUCGGAUGCUUCAGCGGGCGCCACUGGUGCCGCCGCGAAGGACAAACGCGGCGGGUCUUUCGUGGGCAGCGCCGGCAGUGGCUUUGGGGCUGGUGGCGAGGGCGCGGGCGCUGGAGGCGGGCCGAAACCACCGCAGCCGAAAACUAUUGGGAGUGCGGCAUGGGCAAGGUCGAGGAUAUGUGCGACCACUUCGAGCGUGCGCGCGGCGUCACGGUGGAUGGCAAGUCCGUUGGGGCUGCGCCUGCUGCUGCGGGUACCGCUUAUGCCGCCGCCAAUGGUGUUGGCGGACCAUGCCGCCGCCGCCGCCGGCAUGGGGGGUCUUCACGGAACGUCGGCGGCUGUGGGUGCGCCUGCUGCCGCGGGUACCGCUCGUGCCGCCGCCAAUGGUGUUGGCGGAGUGGCUUCGGUGGGCGCCGGCGCCGGCGGCAUGGGGGGGCUUCACGGAGCGUCGGCCGCUGGGGGUGUUGCUGACGACACCCGUUCCCACGCACUAAAUGCUAGGGACCUUGCUAUCCAAGCCUUGGCCCAGUUCCCCAAUGAUGGCCGGGUGGCGGGUGCAGCUGCGGCAUUCAUACAAGCUCGCAUGACCGGAAGGUCAGACACGUAA